UGAAAGCAUUGAUUACAGAUGUAAGAUGAGUGCCAAAUUGCCUAAAUUAUUACAUCGUUUUCAUUCGUUGAAACAAGAUAAAUUAACGAGAUUGGAUUCUGUGACGUCUGACAGUCCAACAACCAUCAGACCACGAAGACCAUUGUCACAGGCAACAAAAUCUAGUACCAAUGUUCUGCAACUUCGGUCAGUAUCGCGUAGUGAAAGUGUUAAUUCACAAUCAUCUAUACAAAGUAAAAGAAAAACUCCAACUCCAACAGAAACAAAAUUAACGCCAUUAUUUAAUCGUAAUAAUAAUUUAAAUCAAGUAACAAAAUCCAGUCAAAAAUCACUAGUCGUAGCAUCUAGUAACAAUAAUAAUAAUAAUAAUAAUAACCUUAACAAUAAUAAUAAUAAUAAUACAGGAACAAAUCCAAAAAUAAAUCGUACCCCAUUCGUAGUAUCAAAUAAGAAUAAGUCAACAGUUCCUAACAAUAACAUACCAAUAAGUACAACAAUUACACCAAAAACAAAAUCAACAUUUAUUGUACCAAAGAAUUUAUUAGAUAAAAAUGCAAAUAAUAAAAUUGUUAAAAAACAAUCAUCAACUGUAGUCGUUCGACGUAAUGGGAGGUUAGCGACAACGCCUGUUAAUCAUAAUAACAAUUUAAUUAAAUCGUUACCACCACCUCCACCGCCUCGAGCAUCUUCUACAUCGACUACAUCAACGCCAAAAUCACCUUCACAAGUACAACAACGCCAACAAAAAGUGCGAAAAUCUAUUGCAUUCCAUACGCCCACGAUUUCAAGGAGUGCUUCAGUCAAACGAGGUGGGCAAGGGCAAACUGCCUCGUCCAAAAAUCUUAGUAAUACUGGUGUGGGUGGCGGCACAACAACAACUUCACCACCAAUUACAUCACUUAAAGAAGCAACAUCGAUAUCAAGUUUGGAUAGUAAACAUAAAAUUGCACCGUUACAUCCAUCCAAAUUAACGAAGGCAGCAUCUAAAGAGAAAUUGGAUAAAAAUGAGAAAGCAAAUAAUAAAAUAGCAAAUAAUGAACGUAGCGGCAAUAAUAAACCAAGCAACGAUGUUUUGAAGAAUAAUAAUCGAAUUGAAGUCAAAGAUUCAUCAUUACCGCCGACACCAAUUAUUCCAAAUGGAGAUACAAAAACAAAAAAUAUAAACCAGCAACCCGUGUCUUUACCAAUCGAGUCUCUGGAUUAUCACGAAGAAGGAAUUAUUGCAAUGCAGGACUUAGCAUCAGUACAAGAACAAUUGGAAAGAAUGGCAAGAGAAAAUGCUGCCUAUCAAGACGAAAUUCGACAUUUGCUUAGUGAGAAGAUGAAAUUGCAGAAUCAAAUUCAAUUAGAUCAAAUACAUCAUGCAACGGAAAUUGAACAAUUAACAGAAGAAAAUUCAACGUUGCGGAAUCGAUUACGUGAUGUGGCACAUUCACCACUUUCGGAUAAUGAAAAACAACAAUUACUCUUGGAACCCACCACACAUCGUCAACAUAAUUCAGCGCCAGCAUCUUUUGCUGCGUCAAAUGAAGCUGUGGAGAGCUCAAAUAAUGGAUUAUUAAACUCGGGUACGACAUCGCAUGAUGCACCAUCAUCAUGCCCCACACCUGAUUGGGAUAAGCAUUCCAGUAGUAGUAUGAGCGAAGUUUCUGUGGCUUGUUUGCAAGAUCGAAUUCUACAAAUGGAAGAAACUCAUUACAGUACACAUGAAGAAUUACAAGCCACAUUACAAGAAUUAGCUGAUUUACAAACACAGUUAUCCGAAUUACAAAAUGAAAAUGAACGAUUAAUUGAUGAGAAAUCGGUAUUGCUCGAAUCAUUAUGUCGUCAAACCGAAAAACUAGAAGAUUCCAGAGCCACAGUAGAUACGUUACAAGAAUUACUUGUACGUGGCGAUGGUUUGGAGCAAAAAGAUACUGGAAAUGAACGUGAACAAAAGUUAGUUGAAUUAUUAAAAGGAGCCCAAGAAGAACGUGAAGCUUUGCUCCAAAAACAAACUGAAAUGACUACAGAAUUACAUGAAUUAAGACAAUCGGCGCUCCAUCAAAAUGAAGAACGCGAACGAUUGAUAGAUCGUGUACGGUUAUUAGAAUCCACUGUAGACUCAGUUCAUGCCGAACGCAAAUUAAUUGAUCAAGAACUAGCCCAAGCCAAAGAACAAGGAUCCGCACGCCGAAUUGAAAUUAGUCGAUUGACUACAUUGUUAGAAAAUGCUCGUGCAAAAAUUGAUGAAUUGGAGAAGGAGCGUGAUCAGGAGGGUGCCCGAUCUGAAAUGGAUGCAUUAUUAGAUACAGCACGCAAGGAAAAAGAUACGCUUGAAUCACAGUGCGCCACUCUUCAAGGCCAGGUGUCACGAGGUCAAUGUGAAAAAGAACGACUUCAAGAACAAAUAUCAUUGCUUCAAGAGGAAUGCAAAGUUGCGAAAAAUAAUGCAAAAUCAGUGAUAUCCGAUUUAGAAUAUCAAACAUCCGAAUUAAAACGUGAAUUAGCAACAUUACGUACAGAAUUGCAAACUAGUCAAGACGCGGUAAUUGAAACACAAGCUCAAUCACAACGUCAUUUAGAAGAUAAACGAAAUUUAAAAGCAAUUCUGGCUGAGACACAACGUCAACUUACUGAAGUGCAAGAAAGACUGACAGAUACUGAUGAAAAAUUAACAGAUGAAAAAAGACUGAGAAAAGAAGAGAAUGAAGAGUGGGAACAAUUCCAACGUGAUUUGUUAAUGACCGUGCGUGUAGCGAAUGACUUCAAAACAGAAGCUCAAUCUGAACUUGAAAAACUAGUCCAUGAAAAUAAAGCAUUACGUGAUAAAGUGCGAGCAUUAGAAGCUCAAGUGGAAAAAUUAAAAGGGUUAGAAUUUUCCAAUAUAGAAUUUAGAAACAACAAUCAAUCAGAUACAGCUUUCCAAAAUCCAUCAUCAGCAAAACGUUCAACUACACGAAUUGUGGCAUCGAUAUUAAAAAAUGAUAAACUAGAGGAUCAAAUUGAUUCGAAAUCACUAAACACAGUGAGUGAGCAAAUUAAAAAUGAAUAUAUACGAAAAAUUGAACAAAUUAAAUCGAAAAAAAGUUUAUUGCAUACAAAUUUGAAACGUGGUCGAACAUUAUACAAAGGUGAUUAUUUAUAUCGAAAUUCGAAUUUAAUUGUAAAUAAAAAAAAAUCCAAAUCAUUGGCUGACUUAACAAUCAACAAUUUCAACAAUAAAAAAAGUUCGUUAAACAUAUCACAUUACAAUACACAAUCGUUGACUAACAUCAUAGAAUUCGAGGAUAGCGCCGAAAAUUUAUCAGAAAUUAAUCAUCAAAGGCGGCGUACACAUUACCCGUUAUGUGAUAGAGACGAAUUUUUAAAAAUAACCAAAUCGUUAUCAAAUUUAAGUUUACAAAAUUUACAACGUAAAUUAAGUUUUAACAAACCAAAAGUGCGAUAUAGAGUUAAGAUUUAUCGAAGUGUUAGUCUUCCCGAUUUUUCAAAGGAAAAUUAUUAUGGUAAUGAUUACACUUUAGCAAGUGUGUUUGGAACAAAAACGGUUCAAACAGCAAAACCUCAGACUCCACCUUUAUUACGACAAUCUUCAGUACCUGUAGAAACACAACAAAGUGUGUUCACAUCUGUACAACAAGAAAUGGCAGCCAGAAGACAAAAAGCUGCGGCAACUCGACAAGAUAGUCGAUUAUCUGUUAAAUCACUUAUUGAAAGUAUUGAAAAUACAACCAAACAAGUCAAAGCAGGACCUGGUGGAGGAUCUCGUAGUAGCUCCACAUCCAGUUUAAAUAGCAUUGCAUCAGAUGCGACACGAGCAGCAAAUUUAACAUCAUCCAAUAAUCAACAAUUGAAUAAUUUAACGCCGAAUUCCGGUGGCGUUAACAAUACUGGACAAGAUUGGAAUGAAGAAGUAUUUGUAAAAUCUCCACUACGAGAACAACAGCAAUUAGUACCAACUCGAAAUAAUAAAAUUUCAAGUCAAACCAAUGGGAAGAAUAUUAUAUCCGAUGUUAAUUUUGGUGCCAAAUGUGAUGUCGGAAUUACUGAGGACACUAUUAGGGAAUCUGUGGCACUUUUAAGUGCAAAAAAUAUUGAUUUCGUCCGAAGGAAUAGUUAUGGUGAUUUAAGUGAACGAAAAGAUCCAUUAUAUGGGUUGGUCAAAAAUGGUGGAUCAAAACGGAAUGCAUUAUUAAAAUGGUGUCAACAAAAAACAGUUGGCUAUAGAAAUAUUGAUAUUACAAAUUUUAGUAGCUCGUGGAAUGAUGGUUUAGCAUUAUGUGCAAUAUUGCAUACAUAUUUACCUGAUCGUGUACCAUAUGAUACAUUAGCCCCAAGUGAAAAACGACGUAAUUUUUCACUUGCAUUUUCAGCUGCCGAAAGUGUUGGCAUACCUACAACAUUGAAUAUAAAUGAUAUGUGUCAGCUGGAGCGGCCUGAUUGGCAACAAGUAAUGGCGUAUGUUACAGCUAUUUAUAAACAUUUUGAAACUUAAUUAUUAAAAAAAAGGUUUUGAUAGAUAUUAUUACAUUAAUUUAUUAUUUAAAAUAUUAUAAAUAUUUAAAUAAAUACUUUACUCAUUAAAAAUCAGUUUUACUGAUAAAGUACACCUCACCGAUUUUGUAAUCAAUCAGGAUUUUAAUCCAAAAUUAUAAAAUAAUGUUAAGUCUUAAAUCUUUGAUAAUUGUAUUUAUAAAUCAAAAAGCUUUAGUGAAAAAAUUGUCCUUGUCUAACGAGAGUUGAA
Molecule: messenger RNA, 4726 nt
Organism: Chrysoperla carnea
Lineage: Eukaryota; Metazoa; Arthropoda; Insecta; Neuroptera; Chrysopidae
Product: cytospin-A
Exons: 16
Coding region: 26-4477 (1483 amino acids)
Biological process (GO): actin cytoskeleton organization
Cellular component (GO): filamentous actin; microtubule organizing center
Molecular function (GO): protein binding
Source: RefSeq, a predicted model, not a curated record